AUGGCCGAGACUACCGGAGGAACUUCAAAUUCACAAGAGGUUCCGUUGCUAGAUUUUGGAAGCGAUGGUAUUAAUUAUAAUCCAAAAUUCGUAACUUCUGAAAUAUUUUCGAGUGAUGAUGCUGCUGAUCAGUGGGCUAGAAACAUUGCUAUUAGCAAUGGUUUUAAGCUUGUGAAGUCCUCAUGGAAACGAGGAGAAUUGUACUUGAGAUGUAACCGCGGUGAAAGAAAUAGAGGCAAAGGAAGAAAUUUGGAAACUGCGGAACGACCAAACACGAAAACUCAAGCAUGUGGUUGCAAGUUUUUGAUUAAGGUGGCACCAUGCAAAGAUGGUGAAGGUUGGAAUAUUGUUUUGGGUCCUGAACAACAUGGUAUUCACAACCAUGAAUUAAUUACAUAUCGAGAGGGCAAUCGGCAGAUGAGCAGCCUUAGUCUAGGCGCAAAGCAACUUGUUCGUGAUAUGUCUUCCGCUCAAGCAAGGCCAAAUGUCAUAUUGGCGGCUGUCCAAGAACAAUUCCCUGAGGAGAACCCCAAUAGAAGACACAUCUACAAUUUUAGAGAUCGAAUGAGGAGGAAUGAUGCAGAAGGAAGAGAUAGUAUAAGUCAAUUUCUUCAUCUUGCUAAAGAGAGUGAUUACUUGCACUACAUUAGGGAGGAGGCUCAUGUCGUGACACACGCAUUCAUGGCACACCCUACAUCGGUGAAAUUGUUACGCACAUAUCCAUGGGUCAUUGGCAUGGAUUCUACGUACAAGACGAAUAUAUACAAGAUGCCAUUCCUUGAAAUUUGUGGGGUUACACCGUGUAACAAGAAUUUUCUCAUUGCAUAUGCAUUCAUGAAGGACGAGACUGCUGAAAGCUACGGGUGGGUGUUAGAUAAACUAAGGUUGUUGCUUGGUAAUGAGGUACAUCCAACAGCAAUUGUGACAGAUCGUGGGUUAGGUCUUAUGAGACCUAUUCGCGAAAUAUUUUCUCGCUCCAAACACUUACUUUGUUCGUGGCAUAUCAACAAGGAUGUAGAGGCGGCUGUGGGGAAUAUAUGUGGAAAUAAAAUCAUGGGUGAGAGAUUCAAGAAUGGAAAAUGGAAGAGAAUAAUGGAAGCUCCAACUAGUGUUGAGUAUGAUCUAGCUGUGUUGAACAAGCAGGAUUCCUGGCGGGCUUUUCCUAAGGUAAUUGAGUAUUUGAAUGGUACAUGGUUACCCCAUGCGGAAAAAAUUGUCUUAGCAUGGACAAAUAAUGUGCUUCACUUUGGCAACAUCAACAAUUGUAGAGUAGAGAGUGCACAUUCGAUGAUGAAGAAUUGGUUGUCAUGUGCUAAUGGGUCUUUUGACACCGUGUGGGGGAAGGUUAAUGCAGCGAUCAACUCACAACUCACAGAGAUUAGAAACACCCUUGAGGCGUCGAUGCGUACUCAUGGUCAGAUGUGGACCCGACUUCCGUUCCAGCAUUUGAGUGGCCAUGCGUCCCACUACUGUUUAAACCUUUUGGUGAAGGAGGAAACACGAAUGAAGGCGUUAAGUCAUGAGGUUCAUGGACGUUGUGGAUGUGCGUAUAGGACUACACAUGGUCUUCCUUGUGCGUGCCAGAUUUUUGAUGCAAUUCACUCAGGCACAUAUUUCGCUCGGCAACAGAUUCAUUCAUUUUGGAGGACACUUAAGAUCAAUAAUGGAGAUCACAUAAUUGAGUUGGCCGACAUAGAUCCCUGCGCACAGGAUACUCAGUUUUUCCAGUCUCUUGUCGAUGAAGUGUCUUCUAGCGAUCCUGCAGUGAUACGCCACAUGUUCCGAAUGAUGCAUAACUAUCUACACCCAGAUCAGGCCGGUUACAUUCAACCCGAACCUAAUAUGUCAACAAGAGGUAGGCCAAAUACUCGACGCAAUUUCAGUGCAUGGGAACACAUGGGUCGUGGCCGAGGUCGUGGCCGAGGUCGUGGUCGUGGUCGUGGUCGUGGACGCACUCGUGAUGGUCCUCAAAGGGACAUAUCGGAGUUUCGCUACCUAGACAGAAUCCCGGGAAUUAUUGUGGAUUUUGUAGAAGAUUGGAUCGAUGUAAUGGGUGAUGGAAAUUGUGGUUUUCGUUGUCUUGCUGAUUUUUUCCUAGGUGAUCAAGAUAAAUAUGUGGAGGCGAGGAAGAUAAUUGCGAAUGAGGUAGGGGCCAAUAGAUGGAAGUAUCAACAUAUUCACCAUGGUGGUGUCGACGAAGCUAUGAGACGUAUCAAAUGGCCCGGAGGGCAUUGCACAACAGAUCAUUAUAUGGAAGUGAUGGAAGACUUGUUCCCUAUUGCUCAAUUCUGGAACUGUGCGGUGAUUUUGUUAGGAGUGCAAGGCGGUUCCUUGUAUCCAUGUAUGACAGUUUUGCCUUGGGAUGCUGAGUGCAACGUGACACAACCUAGCAGAGAAAUUUUUAUUCUCCAUCUAAUAGAGUAUAACCAUUUCAUUCGAUUGGAUCUUUCACCUGGUUGUCCUAUUCCUCCUUUAGCCGACUUGUGGUUUAUGGUUCGAGAGCCAAGUGUCAUUGGUUGGGAGCAAAUAUUUCAACAUCGGAUAGCAGAAUGGCAGCGUUUGGAGACUUUGGUGUAA
Spinacia oleracea (spinach) is the source of this 2577-nucleotide messenger RNA. RefSeq lists its product as uncharacterized. The record is from RefSeq and is a predicted model, not a curated record. NCBI's taxonomy places the organism in Eukaryota, Viridiplantae, Streptophyta, Magnoliopsida, Caryophyllales, Amaranthaceae. Bases 1 to 2577 code for a protein of 858 amino acids. The transcript has 3 exons.